Messenger RNA from Pseudonaja textilis, 4323 nucleotides. The record is from RefSeq and is a predicted model, not a curated record. Lineage: Eukaryota; Metazoa; Chordata; Lepidosauria; Squamata; Elapidae.
AAUUUACUUUUAUACUACAUACUUGAACAUGCACAUAACCAUAUAUUUAUUUGUUCGUACAUAUAUUCUGAAAAUCUUACAAUGCAAUCCUCUCCUGCUAAAUUCCUCAAUUGUCUUAGUCCUCGUCGAGAUGUUAAAACAGCAGCCCGUUUUGCUAAUAGCAAAUGUAAAAGAAUGUUUUCAAAACAUGUCAUAAGCCAGAUAAUAAACAGCCGGAUUUCGGGAAGAGUAUGGUUGAGGCUGCCAAAAUUCAGCUGCCACCCGUGGAACCAUUGUUUAAAAGCUACUACUUAGGUAGACGUUCUCGUGCGCACGCUCCGUACUUAGAACCCAGAAAAUCGGGGACUUGUGGAAGCAACUCCUAAAAGGUUGCCUUGCGUCAUCAAAUGGCGCCGGAAGCUGUUGCUCCUUGGAGACGAGACGCGCGAAGGCGGGCGCGGUCUGUCAAGACGAAGCUGUCUUAAAUCGACUGUGCCGGUUCUUCCCUUCCGACGAAAGUGGUUGAGGCAGGUUGCCGUAAGAAUUAGGAUCCUGGCUCAUUGCUGGGGCCAGGAAACAGGACUCGGCGUUGGGGUUAAUCUGUGUGGAGCUCCGCACCUGCAGAACGGAGCUCUUCUAACGGCGCUAAGGCGGGCGUGACCGCUCUUCGUUUGCCCUGCUAUCUGCCUGAACGGGGGAGUUGUCUUCGGCAACAAGAGCUGGAUUUUUCACUUGCUGCACUUCCCGGAGAGGUCCAUGAUAAGCGUGCGUGGAGGAAGGAAGCGAAAGGCGGAGGGCGGCAGAAGAGCAGCCCUUUUUUCGAAUCGGCUCUGGGCUGUGCGCGCGGGGAAGAGCAAGAUAAGGAGCAAUGGAAACUGUCCCAGGUUCUUCUGUUGAACAGCAAGGCUCUGACAUUGACUCUGACACAGAGAGCAAAAUAGAUCCAGAUACCCAAGCCCUGGAAUAUGUGGAGCGUGUUCUUGGAACUUCAAAUCAGUCCAGGCAAGCAACCCAGUGUCUGCCUCCAGAGUCUCUCUCAAUAGGUGGUGGUAGAGUCCGAACAUCAGACCUCAAAUCACCUCUAGAACUGAAAAAAUCUAUUGUUGAAGAAACUGUUUCAGGGCUGUUAUCUCUUCCUCUAGAGUUGAUUUUAGAAAUCUGUUCCUACCUGCAAGCCAGGUUUGUUUUGCAUGUCCUUCCUUUAGUCUGCAAGACACUGAGGGACAUUGUUCAAGAUGAAGUCACUUGGAGAAUUCGACUUUUAAAAAGAAUUGGCAAUUGCUAUCCAGUUGUAGAAGGUAAUGAUUUUAAUUGGCCAACAGCUUGCAUUGAACUAGAAGAACACCUCCAACAAUGGGCAGAUAGUGGCAAAAACACAGAGUAUUUUUCCCUUACUGAAGGGCACUUUGCUUCUGUUGAUUCUGUAUUGCUCCUUCAGGGUGGGGAGUUGUGCAUUUCUGGCUCUCGAGACCGAAAUGUCAACUUGUGGGAUCUAAAGCAGCUGGGCAAAGCACCAGAAAAAGUUCUAGUGAAAGCACUGGGGACAGAGCGCAGUGGAACACACAAGGGAUGGGUUUGGUCUCUGGCUUCACAUGAUAACCGUGUAUGUUCAGGCUCCUGGGACAGCACAGUGAAGUUAUGGGAUAUAGCUGCUGACGGAAAACAAUUUGGAGAAAUCAGUGAGAAAGCAGCUGUAUUGUGCCUUUCUUAUUUGCCUGACAUUCUGGUCACAGGAACAUAUGACAAGAAAGUGUCAGUCUAUGAUCCACGAGCUGCUUGUGCCCCAGUGAUGAGCCGCAGGCUUCACUCCAAUGCAGUCCUAUCCCUUGCAGCUGACGAACACUUCAUUAUCUCUGGCAGUGAGGAUCGAACGCUGGUCUGUUUUGACAGGAGGACCAAUAGUGUGCUUCAAAGGCUUCAGCUGGACACAUACCUAUUUUCCAUGUCAUACCAGGGUUCUCAACUAUGGGCUGGAGACAAUCAUGGAAUGCUGUAUGUCUUUGAGAACAAUGGAGGGCAUUUCCAGCACAUUCGGUAUUUUGAUGUAGGUCAUCGCUCUCAGAUCACUGGAGUGCAACACUCAUUGGGUGCACUGUAUACAACUUCCACUGACAAGACACUCCGUAUCCAUGUUCCUACAGAUCCACCAAAGGUCAUCUGCUCACAGACCCACAGCUAUGUGCUAAAUGGGAUAUGGCUGUAUGGGCUGAGAAAUUCUGGGAGUUGAAGCCUACAGGACUUAAAGUUGCAAAGUUUGGAUGCUCCCGUUCUAAGCUAAAACCACCACCAUUGGAAUCUUUGCUUCUACUCUCUUGUCUUCAACUCUUCAACGAUCUUGUAUUCUUUUGAAUGCUUUUAGCAUGUACAUAUCAAAAUAACUGCCUGGAAAUAGCAUUUACUGGAGGUGUAAACAGAAGAUCUAUAUCCUUAUAAUUAACUAUACUUUUCUUGCUCUUGUUUACUUCAUCUGUCUGGCGUUAAAAUGAAGAGUCAAGUUAAAGGACCUGAAUUAGGUGUGGUUUUCUACUCUCUACAAAAUCUUAAGACUGAAAUUAGUUUUCAUGUUACAAGACUCUUAGUCAAGUUGACUUCAAAAGGCCCAUUGCUCCUCAGCACAUUUGUCAUUAGCUUAUAUUAUGUGAAUCAUAGUGCAGCACUAGGGGGCCAAAGCACUGAGAUAACCUGAAACCAGUCCUUCCAGAUGAUACUGAUUACUAGUUAUAUCACUGUUCUCCUCCAUGCUGCUCCAAGAGUCCAGGAAUGGGUACGAUUCCUCCCUCUGACAUCAUCUGAUUACUAGUUAUAUCACUGUUCUUUGCCAUUUUCUUGACAUGAGAAACUGAAUGCGUUGAUUUCACCCGAUUUCUUUGCUUAAUCUGACUACUCCGAGACACCAAAACAAACCACAUAGAAGUUCUGCCACCAUGACAAUGCAAUGGAAGGAAUAAUUUCAAAUUAAUUGAAUGCCUGGUGUCCCUGCCACACCUACUAUCUUGUAUUCCAACUAAUCCUUCGUGUAUCAUGCACUAAGUCAGCAAAAGACAGUUUUGGUUUCCAAACCUGUAAAGUCAGUUUAAACAAUAUAGGAGAACACAUGAUCCCACAGGAUAUUAUGCAAUGACUAAAUUGCUCAGUUGAGAAGAUCUGAUUUCAUGCCAUCCCUCUAUUCAGCUGUCUACUAGGAUUUAUAAGAACCAAUCUAUGACAUUAGCUGUACAAAUUAAGUAGAAUAUGAGCAACCCAAAGAUUGUUCCUUACAUAACUAUGAAGCUUAUUUAAGCAAGUAACCAUUUUUAAAAAAUGUAGAGUUGGAAAAGAUGCUCCAUAUUAAAAAAAUUCAAGAGAACAGCUUUAGAGGGCAUUUAAUAUUUUCUACACAGUAGUCUGAUUUUUAUGAGAGCCAGUUUGGUGUAGGUUAAGGUAUCUGUCUAGAACCCAAGAGACUAUGAGUUCUAGUCCUGUCUGAAACACAAAGGCAAACUGACCUUGGCCUAGUAACUUUCAUUCAGGCCUAGGAAAGAAGCAGUGGCAAACCUUGUCAAGAAAAUACAGGGACUUCUCUAGGCAGUGUCCAAUCUUGGACAUGAUUGAACAGAAGAAAAAAAAAUGUUAUUUAUGAAAAAAGACAACUACAAAGUGGAAUUUUCUUUCUCACCCAGAAAACCACAGUUGAUUGCUGCAUUUUAUUCAUCAUUUUAUCAGGAGUAAAAAGUAUAAAUUUUAUUUUUCUGUUAAGGUAUCAAGAUGUAGUAGUGUUGCAAUGUUGAUGCAAUGUAUACUUUUGCACUUUGCAGGUUUAUUCCUAUUGGUUUUCCUCAAUUGGUGCCUUUUGGAUUAGCUAUGCUAUCUGGGGAUGGUAAUGGCUGUAAAUCCAAUGGAUUUCAAAGGCAUGAAAUUAAGGAAGUCUGAAUGUUUGAUACUUGAGGUCUUUUUUUAAUUACAGCAACCACAAUAACCGAAACAGAAAUGCCUUACUGACCUUAAGUUGGUGGACUGGUUUCUUUAAAAUCAGUUUUUUCUAAUUACUUUUCGAACAGCAGAGAGUGGCAUGAAUAUGAGAUCUUAAUACCUCAAUAAGAACGCAUCUAUUUCUUAUAAUUUCAUUUUUAUUUCUAUAGAAAAGCAUAUUGGAUCUGAACAACAAAAGCAGAAAGAACCCAAAUUCAACAUAUUUUAAUGCCGAGGGAACCUAGGGAAAGAGAUCUGUCUUCUCAAAGGCAUAUUGAAUAUGUCCCAAUAGUUCAAACGAAUUAAGCAUGAGUGGACUGCUAAAACAUACUUUUAAAUGAAAGUAGCCAGAGGAGGAAAUACCUCUGGAUGCUAUGUGAUACAUUCCCACAAUAA